AUGAGUCAACAGAGUCCCGUCAAGGUGCAACUGCUGUCCAUUCCUGACUGCCCGUUGGUGGCCAAGGUCCGCAACACGCUUAACGAUAGUUUGGCAAAAACACGCUCAGACGCAACGGUCGAGGAGCUUGUGGAAGAUUAUACUUCUCCGACGCUCCUCAUCAACGACUUUGAAGUCACCGGUAUACCCGUUGCAGCGCAAGGACACAAAAACUGCCGUCAUGAUCUUCGAAAUGAGAAGCAGAAACUAGCUGCUCUUCGGGGCUGUCCGUUUUAA
This is a messenger RNA of Metarhizium acridum CQMa 102, 276 nucleotides long. RefSeq lists its product as uncharacterized. Lineage: Eukaryota; Fungi; Ascomycota; Sordariomycetes; Hypocreales; Clavicipitaceae. The record is from RefSeq and is a predicted model, not a curated record.